AUGGACGCAAAUUACAUGUCCACGCUUCAGCAGCUGCUGGCAGCUACUAUCAGCCCAGACACCAACAUCAUCAAGCAGGCUACCACACAGCUCAACACCCAGUUCUACAAGAACUCGACAUGUAUUCCUGCCCUGUAUGAGAUUUCUUGCACCGACCAGAACCAGGCGGUCCGACAACUUGCCGCUGUCGAGCUGAGAAAACGGAUAUCACAAGCUGAUGGGCGGCUUUGGAAGAAGGUGGAUGCGCAGUUGAGGCAGCAAAUGAAGGAUAGCUUGCUCCAGCGAUUAAUUGGCGAGCAAAUCCCCGUUGUCAGACAUGCCCUUGCCCGUGUCGUCGCUGCCAUCGCCGACAUUGAGCUCACCACUCAACCCGUCCAAUGGCCUACCCUCCUUCCCGCUCUUUACGGCGCCGCCGCUUCCCCCGAAAAAUCCCAGCGUGAGACCGCCAUUUACGUCCUCUACUCCAUCCUCGACACUGUCGCCGAGUCGGUCGACGCCCACAUGAAGGAGCUUUUCCCCCUCUUUGCCAAGUCUCUGGUUGACCCCGAGUCGAGCGAGGUCCGGGUCACCACCAUGCGCGCCCUCGCCAAGGUCGCCGAGUAUAUCGAGGCGGACGCAAAGCACGACAUCAAGGCGUACCAGGAGCUUAUCGUGCCUAUGCUCCAGGUCCUCCAGCAGGUCGUGAACGACGACGACGAGCAGUCGGCCAAGUACGGGUUUGACCUGUUUGAGACCUUGUUGAUCAUCGAGGCGCCGCUGGUCAGCAAGCACGUGGGCGAGAUGGUGGAGUUCUUCAUCAGCGUGGGAGGGAACAAGGAUGUCGACUCGGAUAUCCGAGUGGGGUCCCUGGGUGUGCUCUCUUGGAUCGUCAGAUAUAAGAAGAGCAAGGUUCAGUCAUUGGGUCUCGCCAAGCCCAUCAUCGAGCGUCUUUUGGCUAUCGGUUGCGAGGAUGACCCAGAAGACGUCGAUGAGGAUUCUCCAUCACGACUUGCCUUCCGCGUCCUCGACAACCUCUCCCAGGCCCUUCCCCCACAGCAGGUCUUCCCUGUCCUCACCAACCAGCUUCAGGUGUACAUGGCUGGAGACGCCCGUAUGCGCAAGUCGGCGCUCAUGGCGUUCGGUGUAUCGGUCGAAGGCUGCAGCGAGUUCAUCCGCCCUCACGUCGACCAACUCUGGGCCAUUAUCGAGAGCGGUCUCCAAGACUCGGAGGUGAUUGUGCGGAAGGCGGCGUGUAUCGCUCUUGGCUGUCUCUGCGAGUGGCUGGCCGAGGAGUGCGCUACUCGGCAUUCCACCAUCGUCCCUAUUCUUUUCAACCUCAUUGUCGACCCUUCCACCCAGAAGAACGCCUGCACAUGUCUCGACUCGUACCUCGAGAUCCUCGGCGACGACAUUGUCAACUAUCUCACUCUCCUCAUGGAACGCCUCCUCGUCCUGCUCGAGAACGGCACCAUUCCCGUCAAAAUCACCGUCACUGGCGCUAUUGGGUCCGCCGCUCAUGCUGCCAAGGGCAAGUUUACCCCAUACUUUGAGCAGACCAUCCGCCGCCUCGUCCCCCUCGUCCAGCUUACGGACGCCGAGCAGAGCGAUCUGCGCGGUGUAGCGACGGACACUAUCGGUACGAUCGCGGACGCGGUCGGUGCCGAGAUCUUCCGCCCCUUCUUCCACGACAUGAUGAAGGCGUCUUUCGAGGCGUUGACGAUGGACCAGCCGCGGCUCCGCGAAUCCUCGUUCAUCUUCUUUGGCGUCAUGGCCGGUGUCUUUGAGCAGGAGUUUGCCCCUUACCUCCCCCAGUGUCUCCCCGCCCUCUUUGCGUCGUGUCGUCAACUCGAGACAUCCGACGAGUUUAUCGACGAGGCGGACGGCGAGUCGGACCCGGCCAAGCUCGCUGAGGCGUUCUCGAUGGGCGGUCGGGCGUCUUCGUCCAAGACUCCCGGAGAGGAGGACUUGGAUGAUGAGGACGAGACGGACCUGGAUGCGCUUGAGCAAAUGUACAACCAGGUCAACUCCGCGGUGGCGAUUGAGAAGGAGGUUGCGGCGGAUGCUAUCGGGGAGUUGUUUACGGCUACCAAGGCGGCGUUCAUGCCGUUCGUCGAGGAGUCGGUGACCGUGCUCUUUGAGCUGCUGGACCACUACUAUGAGGGCAUCAGGAAGAGCGUGAUUGUUGCGCUGUUCUCGUUCAUCAGGACAAUCUACGAGCUGUCGGAGCCGCAGGAGUGGGUACAGGGAGCUACAGUUCAAAUCCCCUUCCACGCCGACGUCAAGAAGCUCGUCGAUCACAUCCUUCCCCCAAUCUUCGAGGCAUGGAAGACUGAAGACGACAAAUCUGUUGUCAUCCUGCUCUGCAGCGAGCUCGCUGAGACGAUGAACAAGUGCGGUCCUGCGCUUGUGGAAGGCCAGCUCGACCAAGUCGCCCACUUUGCCGUCGAGAUUCUCGAGAAGAAGGCCAUGUGCCAGCUCGACCCCGAUCAGGACGACGACAAUGUCGACGAGGACUCGUCCGAGUACGAGGCGGCUCUCAUUUCAAACGCCGCGGAUGUGUUUGGCGCGAUGGCCAACGUGCUCGGCCCGGACUUUGCGCAGGCGUUCGGCUCGGUCCUGCCUCUUAUCGGGCAGUACUCUGAGCCCAAGCGGGCAAACUCUGAGCGGAGCAUGGCGAUUGGGAGCUUGGGAGAGAUCAUUGUUGGUCUCCGAGGCGCUGUUACUCAGUUCACCCAGCAACUCCUCCAAAUCAUCUCGCGCAGUCUUCGCGACGAGGAAGCCGAGGUCCGCUCCAACGCCGCUUUUGCUGCCGGUGUGCUCGUCGAGUGCUCCGACGCCGACCUCACUCAGCACAACACUGCCCUCCUCACCGCCCUCCAACCCUUCUUCACCGUCCCCGACCACUCUGCCCCACCACUCUACAACGCCCGUGACAACGCCGCCGGCGCCAUCUCCCGCAUGAUCAGCAACAACCCCACCUCCAUGCCCCUCGAGCAGGUCCUCCCCGUCAUCGUCUCGGUCCUGCCAUUGCGGUACGACACGCUCGAGAACCGGCCGGUCUACUCGGCCAUCUUUACCAUCUUCCGCAUCCGCCCAGAACUGCUCGCGCCUCAUAUGGACAACCUCCUUGCUGCGUUUGCGCACGUCUUGCUGGAUCCUGCUCACGAGGAUGAGACGACGGACGAGACCAAGGCGGAAAUGAAGGCGUUGGUGGAGCAUCUCAAGAGUCAGAUCCCGGACAAGGUGGCCGCCGCGGGGUUCCAAUGA
This is a messenger RNA of Dioszegia hungarica, 3246 nucleotides long. RefSeq names its product putative importin beta-4 subunit. Gene Ontology annotation, molecular function: small GTPase binding; nuclear import signal receptor activity. The record is from RefSeq and is a predicted model, not a curated record. NCBI's taxonomy places the organism in Eukaryota, Fungi, Basidiomycota, Tremellomycetes, Tremellales, Bulleribasidiaceae. The transcript is spliced from 11 exons. The coding region runs from base 1 to 3246 and encodes 1081 amino acids. Gene Ontology annotation, cellular component: nucleus; cytoplasm. Gene Ontology annotation, biological process: protein import into nucleus.